Messenger RNA from Frankliniella occidentalis (western flower thrips), 3123 nucleotides. RefSeq lists its product as uncharacterized. The record is from RefSeq and is a predicted model, not a curated record. Gene Ontology annotation, molecular function: zinc ion binding. Lineage: Eukaryota; Metazoa; Arthropoda; Insecta; Thysanoptera; Thripidae. The transcript is spliced from 10 exons. The coding region runs from base 283 to 2742 and encodes 819 amino acids.
AUAAAGGUGUAAAACUGUUUUAAGUGUUUUUUAGGAUUGACUAUUCGCCCCAAACCUAACUUAUUUCGAGAAAAUAUCAAUGGUGUUGUGUGAAACUGUUAAAAUGUCGUAACCGGAUGCUGGUAUUGGAUGAUACUCGCCCUGUUCCGGUCAGAUUGUGGUCUCAUCGAAUAUCUGCCUGACGUUUGUUUUUCAUCGCUCUGAGUUUCGUUUUCCCGCGCUAAUCCGCCGGUCGAGGUUGAGAUACUAUGUCAUUUUCCAAAAUUAGUGGCCUAUCUUACCAUGGCUACCUUGCAUUUGAACAAGGUUUUUAAUUCUUUCGAAGAAUUUGAGCAAGCACAAGAGAAAUAUGAAAAUGAGAACUUCAUGGUGUGGGUGAGGGGCAGGUCUACUUCUGUUGAACAUGCUAAUGCGCUUUUAAGAUCUAAAGGCCGAACCGAUCUUUUCGACGAGAAAUUGAAGUACCGUUAUGUGAACUUUUCAUGCAAGUUAGGCGUUCUUCCUAAUCAAGAGAAGCGAAUCGGCACAGGAAAAGGGGACAGACCCAGACAAGAAUCGCACAAAAUUGGGUGUCCAGCAUUUCUCUACCUUAGUGCCAAGGGCAGGAACCAACUUUUCAUCAAAGAAUUUGUGCCAGAGCACAACCAUGAAUGUGACGAAAGAGUGUUUAACCAAUUACCUGAGAAACGUGACCUGACCUCUGAUGCCCAGGAGAAAGUCAAAUUACUAUUUGAAGGUGGUGUUAAACCCUCUGUUGUUAGGAAUAUCCUCAGAGGUCUUACUGGGUCAGUGACUGCCAGAGACUUGGCCAACUACCGUGCUCGAUGGAAUAAAGAAAAACAUGGAGGUCUCUCUGAAGAAGAAAGACUCGCCACCGUUCUUCAAAAUUUAAAGGAAGCUGAUGAUGGUGCUUCGAUUUUUAUUGGCACAGAUGAUGAAGAGAAUUUGAAGUAUGUCUUUUUUCAAACUUCGGGAAUGAGGAAAAAUGUUGCCCAGUAUGGCAGAGUGAUACUGCUCGACCAUUCACACAAAGUGAACAAGAACAGGAUGCCGGUCUGCGUCCUGAUGGUUAUGGAUGGGGAGGGCAAUGGGAGGGCGGCUGGUUAUGCAUUUGUAGCCAAUGAGCAGUUAGUCACAGUUGCAGAUGUAUUAUCUUCCUUUCGUCAAAGCAUUGGCGAAGAUGUGGCCAUGGGUGUGAAGACCAUAGUGAUUGACAAGGAUCCCUCAGAGAUUGGGGCCAUACAAGAAGUUUUCCCUGACGUUCACAUCCAGCUGUGCAUCUUCCAUGUCGGGAGGACUUUGAAGGAAAAGUCCUCUAAGGAGACUACUGAAGUGAAAGAAAUUGUAGAUGAACUUAAGUAUGUUCGAACAGAUGCUCGGUUUAAGGCCCUCUGCUCUCAACUGGAAAAGGCUGCGUCUGUCGACUUUUACGAGUACAUGAAAGAAAAUUGGCUAGAUUGCCCUCAAGCCUGGUCUUUCAGAGACAAGCAGCAUAGUAUCAAUUUGGGGAACACUACCACCAAUCGGGUUGAAAACCAUAAUUCGAAGAUUAAGAUGAUUCUUAAUUCUAAAUCCACGUUGGCGGAUGCUGUUGAAGGCCUUCUCAAUAUUUUUACUAAUAAAGAAGAAGAUGUGUACUUCAGAGAAACAACUGCAUCUUUUAAAGUGGCAUACCUUACAACUGCUAUUUCUGAUCCCAUUGUAAAUGCCAUGUUGAAUGACCUUACAAGAUUUGCAUCUGAUCUUCUAAUUAAUGAGCUACAGAAAGUGCCUUCAGACGAGGAGAUAGUGGAGUAUGAGGGUUCCACUUCUGAAUGUGGCUGUCCACAUUUUAUGAGCUAUGACCUCCCUUGUCGGCACAUCUUCCAGUGCAGACGAAUGCAGGGAGAGAAGCCUUAUCAUCUGGGGGAAAUCGCCCCUAUGUUUAGAAAGAAAAGGCUUUGUGAUGUUGCAAUUGCGCCUGGGUUAGUGAAGAAGAAAAUUCUUCCUGUCACUGUGCCGAAGACCUCACGUGAAAAAUAUAAUGCUGCUAAUGACACGUGCAGGCUCAUCAGCUCUCUGCUUGCUGAAUGUGGUUCAGCACAAUUUCAUGAACGCUCUUUGGUGCUCAAAGAGCUGUUCAAAUUAUGGGCAGAAGGGAAGGAGGUUGUGCUCCUGGAAAAGCCAAAAGGGGCCAGUGAGACCAGUUAUGCUCUGGAUUCUUGUGUUGUAGAAGUCUUGGAUAUGCCGUGCAAGGAUACAUCUGUCAAUCCUGGCGAGAAUACACAGCCAAAAGUGACAUCACAAGCUCAACACACUGCCCAAGAGACAGAGAUGGAGCACAUCAAAAUUUCUGACUCAACUCCUGAUGAGAAUGCUAAGCAAAAUGAGACACCACAAGCACAACACACUUCUCAAGAGACAGAGGAGAAUGGAAUCCCUGUGAUAGUGCUUGACUCUGAUGACGAACUUUGUGACACAGAAGUUAGAGAUGUUUAUAUCAAGGUCGAAGAAGAUGAUUUUGACACCCCCAAAACUCCUGCCACUCCAAGUACUGAUAUUGGUUUAGAAUUUUCUGAUUUUAUUUUAACUCAUGAUGGUGCUAGCGAGGAUGGUGGUGCCAACAGACUUUCUGAGUUGGUUCUAGCAAUGGAUAAUGAUAAUGAAAGUAGUGGUAGUAACACUAAAGAAAAGGAGGUGCCUUUGCACAGUGAUACAGCUACUCCCAGAAAACAUUUUGAGCACAUUUUGAACACUUCCUAGCUAUUAGUGCUGUAUCAUUCCACUGAUUUUUCUCUUUUUCCUUCGCAGCACAUUUUUUCGAUGAUGAUUAUGACGAUAACAGUCUAAGUCAGAUAGCUGAAGCUCUAGAAAGAAGCACACACACACAAUCCACACCAACUAAAUCAUCGGAUCAAGUUCCCAAAUCUCCAGGCACACAACCCACACCAACUAAAUCAUUGGAGCUGCCACCCCAGUCUCCAUGUGAGGAAACUCCAUUGUGUAGGUGUCGGCCACCUAAACCAUCAAGACGAUAUAUUGCGGGCCCCAACUCCAAACCAAAAUUUGUCGGUCGCCCAUAUUAUGCAUGCGAUUCUACCCCUCGCCUGUGUAAUUUUUUCAGGACUGCUAAAAUGUAUCCUG